Raphanus sativus (radish) is the source of this 625-nucleotide messenger RNA. RefSeq names its product protein SMALL AUXIN UP-REGULATED RNA 12. Bases 88 to 402 code for a protein of 104 amino acids. Gene Ontology annotation, biological process: response to auxin. The record is from RefSeq and is a predicted model, not a curated record. The transcript has a single exon. NCBI's taxonomy places the organism in Eukaryota, Viridiplantae, Streptophyta, Magnoliopsida, Brassicales, Brassicaceae.
CUCAUUUUUCAGCCAUAAAUAACCCUUUCACCAUCUCUCCUUCAUUUAGACCCAGCGUCUUUCUUCCUCAAUAACUUAUAACUAACAAUGGUGGUAAAGAGAUCUCCAAAGCUAACACAACCCGCAAUGCUGAAGCAAAUCCUCAAGAGAUGUUCGAGCUUGGCCAAGAAUCAAUGCUACGACGAGGAUGGUCUGCCUGUAGACGUACCAAAGGGUCAUUUCGUGGUCUAUGUAGGGGAAAAGAGGAGCCGUUACAUCGUACCCAUAUCCUUCUUGGCUCAUCCUAAGUUCAAGAGCUUGCUUCAACAGGCAGAGGAAGAGUUCGGAUUCAAGCACGACAUGGGACUCACUAUUCCUUGUGAGGAAGUUGUUUUCCGCUCUCUAACAUCCAUGAUCAGAUGAGAAAAAGAGCGUGCCGCUAUAUUCCUUAUGAGGAAGUUGUUUUCCGCUCUAUGUUAAUGUUUUUCGCUACCUUUGGAUGAAUAUUGUAUUCAAAGGUUUUUUUUCCAAAACUAGAAGCCCUUGAGAAAAGAUCCACCUAAAGUGACACUUUUUUACGUGGAUUUAUGUAAACCCUGGUUUUUAGUUUGUUAAUUCUUAAAGUCUAGCCCCUAAGUUUGUGUUA